Suncus etruscus (white-toothed pygmy shrew) is the source of this 413-nucleotide messenger RNA. RefSeq names its product G protein subunit gamma transducin 1 (gene GNGT1). Gene Ontology annotation, molecular function: G-protein beta-subunit binding. Bases 59 to 283 code for a protein of 74 amino acids. The transcript is spliced from 3 exons. The record is from RefSeq and is a predicted model, not a curated record. Lineage: Eukaryota; Metazoa; Chordata; Mammalia; Eulipotyphla; Soricidae. Gene Ontology annotation, cellular component: heterotrimeric G-protein complex. Gene Ontology annotation, biological process: G protein-coupled receptor signaling pathway.
AUUAUCAUAUGAAGUUAAAAGUAAUACAAAAGAGGGAAAAUCAGCUUAUUUAAGAAAGAUGCCCGUGAUCAACAUUGAAGACUUGACAGAAAAGGACAAACUGAAAAUGGAAGUUGACCAGCUCAAGAAAGAAGUUACUCUGGAAAGAAUGCUGGUAUCCAAAUGUUGUGAAGAAGUAAGGGAUUAUGUUGAAGAAAGAUCUGGGGAAGAUCUUCUAGUAAAGGGCAUUCCAGAAGACAAAAAUCCCUUUAAGGAGCUCAAAGGAGGCUGUGUGAUUUCAUAAACACAGAAGAAUUUUAUGGAGUCUCUUAAGUUUUAAUGGCAAUACUUAUUUGGGGUAUUAUUUAACAAUACUAUUAACCAUAUACUUAAGUUUUAAUUUCAUAAGAUUAAGAUUUUAAUAAAAUUUGGAA